GAAGCUAUCACUAUCAAGCUGUGCAAGCCUCAUCUGCAACUUGCCAUCAUUGCAUCUCAGCUAGUGGCAAUCAACCAUAAGGAAAUGGUCUUUUGAACUAUCUUCAUCCUCAUAGUUCAGAUAGAAAUUUCUCUUCAUGGUAGCUGUGUCAAUCACAUAAAGAGACAAUGGCGGACACUCAAAAUCCCGCCACCACCACUACUCCAUCGGAGGCCGAGAAUGACGAUAGUGAUUAUCGACCAGAAACUGAAUCCGAAAUCGAUGAUAUGAAUGCGCAAGCAUAUCUUGAAGGAUUAGCUGCGUUAAGCCCUGAUUCCCAGGGGGAUGCUGAGGACAUGGACGAUGAUGAGGACGAAGAGGGAGAAGAGGGGGACGGGGAAGACGAUGACGACGAGGAACCGGACGAGCGUAAAGUCCCUUGAAAACAUCCCGUCUGUAUAAUGAUUGUCGUUUCUAAGAAUUACAUCUGCAGAUGCACACUACAUCGAGGUCGAAAUCGAAGAAGGAGGCCAGGAUGCGACCGAAACAGAGGUCGAACGCAGUGAGCUCUACCGCAUACCCUAUAUACUUCUGUUCCUCGUUCCAUUCAUUGAUAUCAUCAUGCUCAUACUUGGAAUGGCAGCGGCUCGGCAGCGAAGGCAGGUCAUGCGAAUUCUUGCACACUCACAAUUAGGACGUCUUUUUUUUCAUGCCGACCAAGGCGUGGAAGACGAUGAAGACGAUGAGGAUUUCAAUCCCAUAUUCAGGCGGAGAAGGAGAAGGCCUAAGCCUGACCCCAAUCGAUUUCCAAAAGUCCCUAGUGACGAAGGAACCCGGCUCAUGGAGUCUGGAACGUUUGGUACAAGUGAUAUACAGGAUUCUACUACAGACUUGAGAACAAGUUCUGGAAGCAGGAAAAGGCUCACAAGUAGAAUCUUUGAACGGGAACUCGCAACAGAGAGCUACAAUAGACAGAAAAUGAAUCAGAGGCUCAUGGCUCAGGUAUGCCUUUGGGGUAAUUACUUGACGUCCUUACUAAAUUCUAUGUAGGAUAUGAUACCAUCCACCACUGCGGAUAUGAUCAUUCACUACAAUCAGCCAGUCUAUUCGGGACAGUUCUCAGAUGACGGCAAUUUUUUCUAUUCUGUCAAUAAGGACUUUCGUGUUCGAAUGUACGAUACAUCAAACCCGUACCAGUGGAGAUACUACAAAACAGUGGAAUACAUUGGUGGCCAGUGGUAGGUGAUCGUUUUCUUGAUUCUUCUCAAAUCCGAGGACAGCUUUGGCUCUCCUUUCAAAACUUCAAAUUGCAAGUAGAUUACAUGUAAUACCAAUAUUGAACUCUCUAUAGGACACUCACCGAUGCAUCCUUGAGUCGAGAUAAUAAAUAUCUGGCAUACACUUCUAUCAGAAGUACCGUGUGUCUUGCGCCUACUGAUCCAAACGAUAAAGGUGAUCCCUAUAAUUUGGAUCUGUCAGACAGAGGAACGGGUCGAACAAACAACAAUUUCAUGUAUCGAUCAAGAUCAGGCUCCUUUGGAAUCUGGUCUAUUCGUUUCUCCGGAGAUGGCCGACAACUUGUAGCUGGUGCAACAGCUGGAUCCAUUGUUGUUUACGAUAUUGAAUCUCGCCGUACACUACACCGUAUAUUCGGCCACGAUGGAGAUGUGAACGCUGUUUGCUUUGCAGAUUCGUCAUCCCCUCACAUCUUGUAUUCCGGAUCUGACGAUACAACGUUGAAAGUCUGGGAUACUCGUAGUAUGGGUGACAGUAGAGCUGCUGGAGCCUUUGUUGGCCAUAUUGAGGGUCUAACAUAUAUCGACAGCAAAAUGGAUGGCCGUAAGUCCCACUUUGCUCUUUAUAUUCUGCCUAUUGUUGUACUAAAAACCCACAGGAUAUAUUCUAAGUAAUGGCAAGGAUCAAAGUAUGAAACUUUGGGAUUUACGAAUGGUCAUGUCUGAUAGUGACUUCAAUGACCUCCCACCUGUCAGGCAAGACUCCCGAUUCGACUACCGUAGGUUUUCUCUGAGUUGCUUGUUCCUUAUUCAUGGUGUACCAGAAUGGUUGGAAAUCUACCCCCUCUUAAUACUGUCCUCUUCUACUGAAUCUGCUUUGUAUUUCUAAAUCAUUGAUAUUAGGGGCAAUGCUAACCCGCGAUGUAUAGGUUGGGGCCCUUACGAUGAAGAUUCCUGGUAUGUCCAUCCAAAUGACAAUUCUCUCGUUACAUAUAGAGGCCACAAGGUCCUCCGAACCUUGAUAAGAUGUCAUUUUUCGCCACCUGGAAGCACAAACUCCAGAUAUGUAUAUUCUGGAAGUGCCGACGGAAAGGUGUAUAUUUGGAAUAUGGACGGUACGAUUGCUGGAAAGGUUGACGUAUAUGCUGCAACGGUAAAUUCUCGAGCAUAUCAUAGCGAAUUCGGCAUGGAUGGCUGGGGCGAUGAUGAUGAGUUCACCCAAAACAGUUGGAGAACAUGCGUUCGAGACGCAAGCUGGCACCCUAACGCUCCUAUUAUUGCAGGUAAGUUUAUUUGGAGCCGAAUUCUUAGAAUACUGCUAAUAGAACUCAGCGUCUGCUUUGAAUGGCUAUGGUUCAGCUACUGGAACAUGUACUGUUCAUUCCUGGAAUGAUGGCGCUGAAGAGGAUGAGGGAGAGCCUCGUAUGGGCUAUAGUGUCAACCAGAGAUUGGAGAUGGAGCCAUUUUAAAGAGGGUAGGACGUUACUAAAUCUUCUGUGGAUUUUUCUCGUCAUAGAUACUUCUCAAAAGGUUGAGUUGCAUUGAGAUAGGAUGCAUUGAGAUAAGAGUCGAUUUGAGCGAUGGGCGGUUCCUUUCUAGCGCGGAGUUUGAUCGUAUUCGGGAUUUGGAUUGUACAUAUGAUGACUUGAAUAUAACGAUCAAUCUUUGGAA
Molecule: messenger RNA, 2885 nt
Organism: Hymenoscyphus albidus
Lineage: Eukaryota; Fungi; Ascomycota; Leotiomycetes; Helotiales; Helotiaceae
Source: the annotation of a GenBank genome assembly